CCCCUGUAACGAUUUCUAAAACCCUAACAUUUGCCUGCUAAGCGAAGAUAUUUUUUCCUCUUGUUUUAUUCGAUUUUUGUAGGUAAACAUGAUGAAAUUUAAAACCCCACAGAAAGGAAGAAUUAGAAGGGAGCUUGAAAAACGUGCUCCAAAACUGGUUGAAACUGGGAAGAAAACGUUGAUACUACAUGGUACAAAAACCAGCCAAGUAUUGAAUGAAGUGAUGACUGAAAUUUAUCACUUGAAGAGGGAUAAUUCUGUUAAAUAUACCCGAAAGAAUGAUAACAUUAGACCAUUUGAAAGUGGGGGCGAGACUUCUUUGGAGUUUUUCUCCCUUAAGACAGAUUGUAGUCUUUUUGUGUAUGGUUCUCACUCCAAGAAGCGCCCUAACAAUCUUGUUAUUGGGCGAACCUAUGAUCACCACAUUUACGAUCUUGUAGAGGUAGGAGUAGAAGAGUUCAAAAGCAUGAAGUCUUUCAAAUAUGAUAAGAAUUUGGCUCCUAAAAUUGGGUCAAAACCCUUUUUCACCUUUAUUGGAGAAGGAUUUGAGAGCAAUGAAGAGUUGAAACAUUUAAAAGAAGUUUUGCUCGAUCUAUUCCAUGGCGAGGUCGUGACCAACUUGAACCUUGCUGGAUUAGAUCGUGUAUAUGUAUGUGUAGCUGUGUCACCAAAUAGGGUUUUCUUCACACAUUGUGCACUCCGACUUAAAAAAUCCGGUACAAUAGUUCCAAAAAUAGAAUUAGUUGAGGUCGGACCUUCCAUGGACUUGGUAACUCGGCGACAUCGUCUCCCUGAUGACAGUCUAAGGAAAGAAGCUAUGAGAACUUCUCUUGAAAAAGCAAAGAAGAAGGAGAAAAAUGUUGUCAAAGAUGCUAUUCAAGGAAAACUCGGAAAGAUUUACAUUCCUGAUCAGAAGGUUGGAAGUGUGGCACUGCCUCACAAAGCUAAAGGAGUUAAAAGGGAGCGUCGAGAAGCUAAGUUGAAACAUGGAACGACAGAGGUGCCCGAGGAAAAGAAGCAGAAGUUGGAUUCUGAGUGAUUUUUAUUCGACCCUUCUGCAGCGCGAUGCUUUAGUUUCUUCUGCUGGGUCAAAUCAAUUUUGUUCUGCCUGCCUUUGCUUAUAUGCUUUAGGCACUACGCAUAUUUGGAUCUAACCUCAGUAAAUGAAUGAUCACGACAGGUUUUCGGAUCUACUGUGCUCAGAGCAGUCUAAUCCCAGCUUUCUGUGAACCGAGCUGGGUGAUUGUUGUUAAAAAUAUCAUCUGGGGAGCUUUCUGAUCUCAGAGCCAUGGUUGUCAUUGUUAUUUUGAUUUUUCUUAUGUUUGAUGAAAUCCAUUACGGGAAUUUUCCUUCGUUUGGUAUAUUUUUGAUGCAUGUUUCUAGUUAUUUGGAAACAUCAGUACUGGCAAAAUUAAUAUUUAGUUAUUUAGUUCUAUUUA
Messenger RNA from Lycium ferocissimum, 1439 nucleotides. Its product is annotated as ribosome production factor 2 homolog. The transcript is spliced from 7 exons. Gene Ontology annotation, biological process: maturation of LSU-rRNA from tricistronic rRNA transcript (SSU-rRNA, 5.8S rRNA, LSU-rRNA); ribosomal large subunit assembly. Bases 89 to 1039 code for a protein of 316 amino acids. Gene Ontology annotation, molecular function: rRNA binding. Lineage: Eukaryota; Viridiplantae; Streptophyta; Magnoliopsida; Solanales; Solanaceae. Gene Ontology annotation, cellular component: nucleolus. The record is from RefSeq and is a predicted model, not a curated record.